Cordyceps fumosorosea ARSEF 2679 is the source of this 672-nucleotide messenger RNA. Its product is annotated as Snf7. Bases 1 to 672 code for a protein of 223 amino acids. The record is from RefSeq and is a predicted model, not a curated record. Lineage: Eukaryota; Fungi; Ascomycota; Sordariomycetes; Hypocreales; Cordycipitaceae. Gene Ontology annotation, biological process: protein transport; late endosome to vacuole transport; endosome transport via multivesicular body sorting pathway. The transcript has 3 exons. Gene Ontology annotation, cellular component: multivesicular body; ESCRT III complex.
AUGCUUGAAUGGGUGUUUGGCAAGCGCAUGACGCCGGCAGAGCGUCUGCGCAAGAACCAGCGUAUGCUCGAUAAAGCAAUCCGCGAGCUCGACCAGACCCGCGUCAAGCUGGAGAAGCAAGAAAAGACGCUCAUCCAGCAGAUCAAGACGAGCGCCAAGAACGGCCAGAUGGGUGCCUGCAAGAUCCAGGCCAAGGACCUUGUCCGUACGAGGAGAUAUAUCGAAAAGUUUUAUGGCAUGAGAAGCCAGUUGCAACAGAUUUCGUUGCGCUUGCAGACGUAUCGAACGAACGAGCAGAUGAUGCAAGCCAUGAAGGGUGCUACAAUGGCACUCGGAAGCAUGAACAAGUCUAUGAACCUGCCACAGCUGCAACGCAUCGCCAUGGAAUUCGAACGGGAGAACGACAUAAUGGAGCAACGCCAGGAGAUGAUGGACGAUGCUGUUGACGACGCCAUGGAUGUUGGCGUCGAAGAGGAAGGUGACGAGGUCGUUGAGCAGGUAUUAGAGGAUAUUGGAAUUGAGUUCAACCAAGCACUCGGAGAGACGCCUACAACGAUCGGAAAUCCAGCUCAGCCAGAGGGCAGAAUUGCACAGGCGGUUGGCGGAGGCGGAGGUGACAUUGACCCCGUUGACAACGACUUGGAAGCAAGGCUUGACAACCUGCGAAAAUAA